This is a messenger RNA of Pichia kudriavzevii, 456 nucleotides long. RefSeq lists its product as uncharacterized. Gene Ontology annotation, biological process: mitochondrial translation. Bases 1 to 456 code for a protein of 151 amino acids. Lineage: Eukaryota; Fungi; Ascomycota; Pichiomycetes; Pichiales; Pichiaceae. The record is from RefSeq and is a predicted model, not a curated record. Gene Ontology annotation, cellular component: mitochondrial large ribosomal subunit. The transcript has a single exon. Gene Ontology annotation, molecular function: structural constituent of ribosome.
AUGGUCGGAAUCAAAGUUUUACAACAAGUAUCGCGUUCACGCAAUGGUGUUGGAGCUUUUGUGCUCCCUUGUAAGCGUAUUACACUACAAUACUGCAACUUUGGAGGAUCUUCUGAAGGAAUGAGAGAUUUCUUACGCCAAAGAUUACCAAAAUUUGCAGCAAGACAUCCAGAAAUUGAGUUCCGGGUUGUUGAGAAGCCAGGUAAACAUCCGAUUGUCAAGGGAGAAUAUAGCACACCUAAUGCCAAUGUUAAUAACUAUGAAAAUGAUACCUUCAAGCAAAUCUGCGUUAGAAAAUGGAAUAUUGAUGUUAUUGAAAACAAACUGAAAUUGUUGGUUAACUCCUCAGGUAAGAAGCUCUCCAAGCCUAAACAUACUGUUGUGUCUUCCAAUCCAUCUGUUAGAGGUAUAUGGUCUCCAUUCUAUGUUGAUCCUAAACAUAGAUUUAGAGUGUAA